Messenger RNA from Megalopta genalis, 743 nucleotides. RefSeq names its product multiple coagulation factor deficiency protein 2 homolog. The record is from RefSeq and is a predicted model, not a curated record. NCBI's taxonomy places the organism in Eukaryota, Metazoa, Arthropoda, Insecta, Hymenoptera, Halictidae.
AUACGCAAGCUCCCCGAAAAACGUCGAUAAGCACGCGAUUUCCCCGUUAGGUCCAAAACACCAUCGGAAUCACCAACGGGGAAAAUUGGACCACGGUGCUGGCCCGCGAGUAUCAACCAUCGGCUGAUUCAACUUCUAAAUCAAGUUAUACAAAUGAUAACUAUAAUUUUGAUGGUGCUGUACAUGGGGUUUUCUAAUGGGCUCCGCGGACCUCAUCAUCCCCGCAGCGCCGUCUCCCAUCAUCACUACGCUCCGCAAAAGGACGUUAAAAUUACGCAAGAUACGAACCUCUUGCAGGACGCAACUCAUUUGAAGGAGGACAUGGGAGACGUGGCAGACCAAUUGGAUUUUUCGAACAUGACCGAACAGGAAAUAGAAUUCCAUUACUUCAAAGUCCACGAUGUUGACAACAAUGCGAAAUUGGAUGGACUAGAAAUUCUCCAUGCUAUUCAACACACAUUUCAUGAAAAUAGAUUAUCUGAAGCUGAACAGAUAACUUUGAGCGAAGAGACAAGACAAAUUUUGAAAGAUGAUCUACCAGAUAUUAUUGAAUUAGUAGACAGGGUGUUCAAAGAGGACGAUUUGGAUAACGAUGGGUACCUUGGGUACAUUGAAUACGUCCUAGGAAGGCAAAGGGAUCACAUCGCACAAACAAAGAGGGACGACAAUCUUCGACUUGGAAAAUAAAAUUAAAAAGGAACGACAGAUCCUAAUUAAUGAUAAAAAUUAAUAUUUUACAAUCA